Messenger RNA from Daldinia loculata, 1404 nucleotides. RefSeq lists its product as uncharacterized. Bases 1 to 1404 code for a protein of 467 amino acids. The record is from RefSeq and is a predicted model, not a curated record. The transcript has 2 exons. NCBI's taxonomy places the organism in Eukaryota, Fungi, Ascomycota, Sordariomycetes, Xylariales, Hypoxylaceae.
AUGGGACGAACUGAACCCUCAGUCGGUAGACCGCCCGCUAGCUUCCGUCGCGAUGCCCGUGCGAAAAAGGCCAAAGCAACUAUUAAUAGGGUCAUACCGCCCCUGCUGGCAGCGCAUCCGCGGGCUCGUCGGGGGACCGAAACUUCGGAGCUGAUUGUCGAUCCCCCUUCCCCGCCACCGUCUACUCAAGCUCCUGGAGUCGGGACGCGACGGCGCACUAGUCGAGGACCUGCUGCAUAUGAAGGAAAUAGCGGGAAUAGAGAAUCAAGAGGGGAAGACGAAGGCAAAGGCCCCCGUAUCUCGCUGCGUGUGGCAGAUACACUAGAAGCAGCAUACUCACUGCUCCUCAUCCCGGGCCACGAACCAGAGCAGCGGCGAGAUCUUUCCAACACGGCAGCCCGUGUCGGCGUGUUGAACAUGGCGUCACCACUAUCUGGAGGCGGUGGGUUCCUGAACGGCGCAUCGAGCCAGGAGGAGUCGCUAUGCAUGCGCUCGACGCUUCUCCCGUCUCUACGCGACGAGUUCUACCGUCUUCCUGAGCUCGGCGUCGUCUUUACGCCUGACGUGCUGGUGUUCCGCGGCUUUGGUAGCGAGCCUCGGGGCGAAGAGGAAGAGCUCCUAUCGAAGCGCGAUCGUUGGUUCGUCGAUGUCGCGUCUGCGGCCAUGAUACGAAUACCUGAAAUCGAGGUCGACGAAGAAUCUGGAUUUGCCCGGUACGCUAGCGCUGCAGACCGCGAACUAGCCGUGCGUAAGAUGCGCGCCGUGCUGCGUGUGUUUGCUGCCAAGGGCGUGCGCCGGGUCGUGUUAGGUGCAUGGGGAUGCGGCGCAUACGGUAACCCAGUCGGCGAGAUUGCGAAGGCGUGGCGGAAGGUCUUAAUUGGCGGGAGUAGAGACGGGAAUAAAGGGGAGAAUGGCCAACAGAAGAGAAAAGGGAAGGGGAAGAAAAAGGAGUCAGAUUCAGAUUCAUGGGAAAGUUUCGAGCAUGUCGUCUUCGCGAUCAAAGACCCGGGGAUGGCACAGGCGUUCGCAACCGCGUUUGGUGAGGAGUUUCUCGAAGUAAAUAAUUCUGAAGGGGGAGAAGGCAACAUUGGCAGUGAGGAUGGAGAGGACGAUGAAGAGGAUGCUAGUGUGAAGGAACUCCGUGAUAAGAUUCGGGAGCUAGAAGUGCGCGCCGAACAGGCACAGACGCCUCAACUCAGAGCCGGGCUUAGUUCCGUGCUCGCUGGGCUGAGAAGUCAAUUACCAGACUCUGAUGAUAUUUCUUCUCGGGCAGACCCUGUAGGCAGUAGGGGUGGCAGGGAUGACGAAAGUGAGAGCGAGGGCGAUGACGAGUCGACCAAAGGAGAGUUAGGGGACGAUGAAAACCGAAGCGGGCAUUAUAAUGAAGAGUUAAAAUUCAAAUAG